AUGGCGGCCGGGGAGCCAGGCGAUUUGGGCGUCUACAGCUUCAGAUUCCUGCCUCAGAAAACCUUCCAGUCUCUGAGCACCCCGCAGACUACCAGCCGGCUCCGCCAGUGGUCUAUGCUGGGUAGAAUCGAGGCGCAGGCGUUCGGGUUUGACCAGACGUUUCAGACUUAUCGCAAGGAUGAUUUCGUUAUGGCCUUUUUCAAAGAUCCAAAUGUCAUUCCCAAUUUGAAGUUACUUUCAGAAUCUUCUGGAGAGUGGCUUACAUUAGGAACUGAAGUGAAAAAAGUUGAAGCUAUAAACGUUCCUUGCACACAGCUUUCAAUGUCAUUUUUUAAUCGGUUAUAUGAUGAAGCUAUUGUACGAGACAAUGGCUAUAUUGUUAAAUGUCUAGAUUCUUUUUGUGAUCCCUUCCUUAUUUCUGAUGAGUUACGAAAAGUUUUGCUAGUGGAAGACUCAGAAAAAUAUGAAGUAUUCAGCCAACCAGAUAGAGAAGAGUUCCUGUUUUGUCUUUUCAAACAUCUUUGCCUUGGUGGAGCCCUUUGUCAAUAUGAAGAUGUAAUUAAUCCAUAUCUGGAAACAACAAAACUUAUCUAUAAGGAUCUAGUGAGUGUUCGGAAGAAUCCUCAAACCAAGAAAAUACAAAUUACCUCUUCUAUUUUUAAAGUUACAGCAUAUGAUUCUGUUGGUGUGUGCUACCCUUCAACAAAGAGUCAUGAACAGACAUUUUCUUACUUUAUUGUGGAUCCUAUUAAGCGUCAUGUUCAUGUUUUAUACCACUGUUAUGGCGUGGGGGAAGUGUCUUAA
Molecule: messenger RNA, 804 nt
Organism: Budorcas taxicolor (takin)
Lineage: Eukaryota; Metazoa; Chordata; Mammalia; Artiodactyla; Bovidae
Gene: CFAP300
Product: cilia and flagella associated protein 300
Exons: 7
Coding region: 1-804 (267 amino acids)
Source: RefSeq, a predicted model, not a curated record